GGCAUUUUUGUGUUUUAUUUUGCACAAAUAAGUAAACCUUUUUAUUAACGCCCCAAACGGGAAAUGCCCAAGCGGAAAGCUGACUCAACAGAAGUAGACAACGAAAUGACAAGCAAUGCCCAAAAAUCCACACCCGAACAGGCCGAGGGGAAAUUGACAAUCAGCACGGAUAAUCCGCUCGCCGAAUAUAUAAAAUUAAUUGAGACAAAAGUAACUGUUGAUCAGAUCGUGGAUGAUGACAUUACAAAGGAGAAUUUCAAGCAAAUAGCGCAAGCGGCCCGUGACGUCAUCUGGCAACUCUUGUUCAGCAGUGACGUCAACGCUGAGUCAGAGAAAAAAGCGAGCGAUUUGCUUGAGGAAUACAAAAGCGAUGCCUGCUUCUACGCACCAUGGCCAUACAACGAAUGGAUUGUCAAGGUGCGCGAUGAACUGCUGAAGCGGGAGCAGCUCAGCUUUUGGCGCGAGACGAUUGUGCGCAAACAGUUGGGUCCCUGCUGGUCGCGCGACUCCGAUUUGUUUGAUUGCGAUGAUGAGCCACCGUUGGAAUUUUAUGCACAUGCCGGUUGCAUUGCUCCGUUUGCCGCCAGCUUGAAGGUGCGCGCUGCUGAGAAGGCAGCCAGCGGGGAUGAGGAUGCAACAACCAGCAGCGAGGCGGAGAGGGGCACAAGUAAUGCAGCUGCUUUGUCGGGAAACUUUGAGGCAAAAAUAGGCAAGGAACAGCCGCUAAGCGAUUAUCGUGAGCUGAUGAAGCGCUAUGUGCUGACCACGGUGACCGUGCCGGAUGACAUCCACAAACAGAAUGUGGAUAAGAUUGGGAAAGCGGCACGUGCCGCCAUUUGGCAGUUGCUCUUCGAGGGCGAGUCGCCCGAGCAGUCGGAUUACGACAAGGCAGCGGAACUGUUACAGGAAUACAAAAGCGAUUGUGGCUUCUAUGGGCCCUGGGAGUACAACGAAUGGGUUGUCAAGCUGCGCGACGAGCUCAUCCAGCGACAGAUGGUCAGCUUUUGGGGCGAUUCGAUUGUCAAACUGGAAUUGGGCCCUUGUUGCUCACGGGACUCGGAUUUCUUUGAGGGUGACGAGCCAUUGCCCGUGGAAUUUUAUAAUAAAGCUGGCUUCAAGGCACCAUUUAACCAACGCGAAAACGAAAUCUGAAUUUAACUUUAUUGUUACCAUUUUCAAACACAUUUAACCAUCGAGUGCUAAUUUGUCAAUUGUCCAAUAGUUUAAGUUUUCUCACAUCGAAUAAAGUAAAAGAUAAAAAAUAGUAAGAGAAAAAAAAACA
Molecule: messenger RNA, 1282 nt
Organism: Drosophila grimshawi
Lineage: Eukaryota; Metazoa; Arthropoda; Insecta; Diptera; Drosophilidae
Gene: EndoGI
Exons: 2
Coding region: 64-1152 (362 amino acids)
Source: RefSeq, a predicted model, not a curated record